AUGCCAACUGGUAAUAAUAGUCCAAACGAGAGGGCUUAUAGUAUGGUGGUUGAUGACAACAUCAGCAUAACAAACCACCAAGGUCAGGAACAUGCGGUGUCUACUGCAAUUCAAGCCGGUACAACUGUACAUCACGUACAUCAUCACCAUCAUCAUCAUCACCACUAUAAUAGAGAUGAAUUGAACGAAAAUGUCUAUAACAUCCAAAGCGGUAAUGAAAUAAAUGAUAAUAAUACUAAUAGUAUAGUCGAAAAUGGAAAUACAACUAUGGCUAUACCAAACCUUGCAUCCAUUUCCAAUGCAUCCAUUUCGAACAAUGCAAAUAGAUCAGAUAAAAAUGGUAUACCUUUUUUAAAAUUAUAUUCAUCAGUGAAAACAUUAUCUUUGAAUCAUUUAACUGCAAAACAACAUCUUUUGAUGGCUGUCUGCAGAGAUUUUUCAUUAGUAUUACCUAUAAUGUACCUUUUCAGUACAAUGAAGAAAUCUUAUGAAGUUCUAUAUGCAAAGAAAAAUAUACAAUUGUAUGAUAUACAAUCAAUUACAGAAACAUUAGCAUUAUUGUGGCAAUCUUAUAAAUUGAAUAAAUCCAACACAAGCAUAAGUGAUUCAACCUUAUCAACUGCGUAUUCCACAACAACAUCAUCAUUGUCAAACACAUCCUCAACCCUUAGCGACUCUACUAAUUCGAAUAAUAGCAAUGAUAUUUCAUCCUUGUUAACUUCUUUAAUAAAACCGGAUUAUUCAGAGUAUUUGCUAUCGGCCAUAUGGUGUGUGGUAUCAUUAUAUUUGACGUAUUCAAUAUUGGAUUCAUUAAUGGUGCGUUGGAUUGUAAAAUAUUCCACUGUAGCAGCGAUCAUGAGAAUGUUUUCAAUGUCAAUUUUGAUUCUUGCAAUUGAAUUAUUAUUAUUAAAUUCAUUCUCUCCACAAAGCGAAUACUAUCUACAUACUUGGAUUUUAAUUAGCUGUAUACUAACAGCUGUUUAUAUUUGGCAAAGUUAUUUGACAUCUAAUUUGAAUUAUGUCAGUAAUGAUGAUGAGGAAUAUAAAAAUGAUAAAAUAAUAAAUGAUAAUAAUAAUAACUCAGUCUCAGAUGGUUUUCAAUCACAUCCUGGUGAUAACUCGAACUCUAGCAGUAGUGAUAAUUUAAGAACUAGAAAUAGUGGAAGGAAAAAAAAGAUGCCAAAAAAUUAUAAACCUUUCAAAUUUUCUAAAAGAAGAACUAUAGAUUUAUAUAAGAUAACGGUGUUCUGUGUUGUUCCCGUUGGUGUAGCCAGUUUUGUUACAAUGGUAGGGUUGUUAAGAAACUUAUUUAUUCAACGAUUAGAUGUUCAACAAAUUAGUAUGAUGUUGAAAGGCUCAUACACCAUGGAACUAUAG
Messenger RNA from Tetrapisispora phaffii CBS 4417, 1377 nucleotides. It is a transcript of the gene EOS1, whose product is annotated as Eos1p. Gene Ontology annotation, cellular component: endoplasmic reticulum membrane. The record is from RefSeq and is a predicted model, not a curated record. Lineage: Eukaryota; Fungi; Ascomycota; Saccharomycetes; Saccharomycetales; Saccharomycetaceae. Gene Ontology annotation, biological process: protein N-linked glycosylation; cellular response to oxidative stress. The coding region runs from base 1 to 1377 and encodes 458 amino acids. The transcript has a single exon.